AUGGCCUGCCACUUGCCCGUGGAGCUUGAACACAAAGCAUACUGGGCCAUUAAGAAGCUGAACAUGGAUCUUGAAGUCGCCGGUGAGAAAAGACUUAUGCAGUUGAAUGAGUUAGACGAGUUCAGGCUACAUUCUUAUGAAAAUGCCAAGCUAUAUAAAGAAAAGACAAAACGAUGGCAUGACAAGCAUAUCAAACAACGUCACUUUGAGCCAUGCCAACAGGUAUUGUUAUUUAACUCUAGACUACGGCUGUUCCCUGGGAAGCUAAAGUCGAGAUGGUCAGGUCCUCUUGAGGUGGUGCGAGUCACUCCUUAUGGUGAAAUCGAGCUGCGAGCUUUAAAUGGUGAGAGAACAUUUUUGGUGAAUGGGCAUAGAGUCAAGCACUAUUGGGGAGGAAUGAUUAAUCGUGAAAAGACCAAGGUUGUACUCGCUGAUGAGUAA
Molecule: messenger RNA, 441 nt
Organism: Nicotiana attenuata
Lineage: Eukaryota; Viridiplantae; Streptophyta; Magnoliopsida; Solanales; Solanaceae
Exons: 1
Coding region: 1-441 (146 amino acids)
Source: RefSeq, a predicted model, not a curated record